Aspergillus costaricaensis CBS 115574 is the source of this 945-nucleotide messenger RNA. RefSeq names its product adenylate kinase ADK2. Gene Ontology annotation, biological process: nucleobase-containing compound metabolic process. Gene Ontology annotation, cellular component: mitochondrion; cytoplasm. The coding region runs from base 174 to 878 and encodes 234 amino acids. The transcript is spliced from 2 exons. The record is from RefSeq and is a predicted model, not a curated record. NCBI's taxonomy places the organism in Eukaryota, Fungi, Ascomycota, Eurotiomycetes, Eurotiales, Aspergillaceae. Gene Ontology annotation, molecular function: AMP kinase activity; ATP binding.
CGCAAUGGAGAUAAUAUAGUCUGCCCGCCGUUCCUCCACUUUCCCCAAACUAAUUGUUGAGGUACCCGCCUUUCGUCCUACCUUCAAAUACUCAACGACGGCUGCACCAGAGCACCGAAUUGCCUCCAACCCCGAGACUAUAUCGCAAACCUCAUAACUGAAUAGCGCGCGAAAUGACCGCUACAAUCCGGCAGCUCAGAAAAGCAGCCCGAAUCAUUCUCGUCGGUGCUCCUGGAGUCGGCAAAGGUACGCAAACCGAGCGGCUCCUCGCCAGAUAUCCAGAGCUCGCCUCUAUUAGCUCCGGCGACCUUCUGCGCGAGAAUGUCCGCAGGAAGACCCCUCUAGGCCUUCAAGCAGAAGCCACAAUGCAGUCCGGCAACCUUGUCCCCGACUCGAUGAUCCUCGACCUCAUAUCCUCUGAAUUCAAAUCACGCGGCUGGCUCUCGUCAGCGCCAAGUUCAUCAAUAAUUCCCUCUGCAUCUUUUAUCCUUGACGGCUUUCCGCGCACUGCGACCCAGGCUUCAAGCCUAGAAACCAUCGUUCCCGUGAACUUCGUCGUCCACCUCGUCACACCUCCUUCCGUCAUUCUCUCUCGGAUCGCGUCGCGCUGGGUACACGAGCCAUCCGGGAGGGUUUACAAUACCGAUUUCAAUGCGCCUAAAGUUCCUGGCAAGGAUGAUGUCACAGGGGAGCCUCUGACUCAAAGAGAAGAUGACUCGAUCGAUACGUGGAAGCAGCGCUUGCACAAGUUUGAAGAAACGAGCAAGGCAUUGUUAGAACACUACCAGCGCAAGGGCUGUCUAUGGCGUGUCGAGGGCGACACAAGCGACGAGAUCAGUCCGAAGCUUUUCGCAGAGAUUGAGCGGCAGUUCUGCUAGAGUUUCUCCACCUGAUGGUUUCCCAACCUCAACCCGGUCCUAUAUACCUUCUUGUACUAUAUAUCGG